AUGAGGGUCAAUGCCUCACAUUUCUUUCUCGCCUUUUACUUCCUUCUUCGCCCUCACUACGUCCGUGGUGACCGCGGCCAAACCCAACAAUGCGCCAUAGACCCAGACUCGAUCGUUACAGACGCAUGUACCUCGUAUUCAGACCUUGAGCGGCUGAAUGCCGAUCUCGCCCCUUCGUUAGACGAUCUGACGCAAAAGACGGAUUUCUUCGCCUACUACCGACUGAACCUCUACAACAAAGUGUGCCCCUUCUGGAACGAUGAGAGCUCCAUGUGUGGGAACCGCGCGUGCGCGGUCGAAACGAUCGAAGACGAGAGUGAUAUACCGUUGAUCUGGCGGGCUGAAGAGUUGAGCAAACUCGAGGGCGCCCGAGCGAAACACCCUGGCCUCGCCCAACAACGCGAACGACCGAAGGACCGACCGCUCCAGUACCAACUGGGCGCGAAUGUGGACGAGAGCUGCGUCCUGGAGGACGACGACGAGUGCGAUCAGAGAGACUACUGUGUGCCGGAGGACGAGGGUGCAGCCGCGAAGGGAGACUACGUCAGUCUGGUGAAUAACACGGAACGUUAUACCGGAUACUCGGGCCUGGGGGCCAAACAGGUGUGGGACGCCAUCUACAAGGAGAACUGCUUCACACCGCAGCCGGCGAGACAUGCCUCGCUGAAACCUAAGCCCCUCCAAGCGGCGGCCAGUUUGAAGAACGUUUUCCAAGAGUACGGACGGCAGCACGUGGACAACUCGGACGACCAGUACCCUCUGGACGACGAGUGUCUGGAACAACGGGCCUUUUACCGAAUAGUGAGCGGCAUGCACGCCUCCAUCUCUGCCCACAUCUGCUGGGAUUACUUCAACCAGACGACCGGCGAGUGGGUGCGCAACCUCGACUGCUACAAGGAACGCCUGCACCAGCACCCCGAGCGCGUCUCGAACCUGUACUUCAACUACGCCAUCCUCACACGCGCGAUCGCCAAGCUGCGAAGACACCUCGAGUCGUACACCUUCUGUUCCGGCGACACGGCGCAAGACUUCCAGACCAAGCAGAAAGUGCUGGAACUGGCGGACAGGGCGGCGGCGGGGCCGCACACCUUUGACGAGUCCGUCAUGUUUCAGGACCCGUCGGUCAUGGAUCUGAAGGACGACUUUCGCAGUCGGUUCCGCAACGUGUCAAGGCUGAUGGACUGCGUGGGCUGCGACAAGUGCCGGCUCUGGGGAAAAGUGCAGACGGCGGGAUACGGCGCCGCGCUCAAAGUGCUGUUCGAGUACGACGAGACCAAGAAUGGUGAAAACCCUCACCUGAGACGCACCGAGUUGGUCGCCCUCGUGAACACUUUAGGACGAGUCAGCCACAGCCUCGAUACGAUCCAGAAGUUCCGGCACGCGGUCAACACGGGCGACAUGAGCGUGCUGAAUAUGCAAGGGCCGAUCCCACUGUCGCAAAAGCUGUCCGGCGAUCACGAGCAACGGAGGCCCGUCGAUGCGAGCCCCGUGGCGGGGGUGGGCUUUGACGACGUGCCCGAGCCUGAGUCGGAUGACCAUGACCUCUGGGAAGAUCCCGACCCCGAGACGAAACCUCGCCCCCGAACCAUUGCGGACGAAUUUCGGGCGGAAUUCGACCUCGUGUGGCGGACUUAUAAAAUGGUGCUCCGCUCGUGGGUCGAGCUGCCGUUCAAAUUCUUCGCCAUCCUCGUCAUGGAGUUGCAGAGGCUGUGGAAUUAUUGGCUGGGGUUGCCCGUGCCGGCGAGGAGUUGGGAUUUUCAUUUCCCGAGUAGGGAUGAGUUGUGA
Cladophialophora yegresii CBS 114405 is the source of this 1785-nucleotide messenger RNA. RefSeq lists its product as uncharacterized. The record is from RefSeq and is a predicted model, not a curated record. Lineage: Eukaryota; Fungi; Ascomycota; Eurotiomycetes; Chaetothyriales; Herpotrichiellaceae. Gene Ontology annotation, biological process: protein folding in endoplasmic reticulum. Gene Ontology annotation, molecular function: protein-disulfide reductase activity; FAD binding; thiol oxidase activity. Gene Ontology annotation, cellular component: endoplasmic reticulum membrane; endoplasmic reticulum. The transcript has a single exon. Bases 1 to 1785 code for a protein of 594 amino acids.